UACUUGUCAACGCACAGAUGUGGGUUGUGCUCAAGUUUGGUGGCACAAGCGUGUCCACGGUACCUCGAUGGCAGCGCAUUUGCAACCGCGUGACCCAGGUCCUCGAAGAAGACGGUCAUCCGCGUGUUUGGGUCGUCAUCAGUGCGCUGACCCAAGUCACAAACCGGUUGACACAAGCGCUGGCCGACGCCAUCUCUGGCACCAACCACUUGAAGUGUUACUUGGAGAUCUUUGAUCAACACAUCGCGUUGGCACUCGAGCACAACUUGCUCUCGGCCGAUGCUGCCGCCAUUCUCGUCGAACACGAACACGCCAACCGUGCCUUGUCACCGGACAACGUCCCACCAGUCCUCGCGUCAUUGAUCCACGAGUUCCAGAACGUUCGACGUGUGUUGGACGGCAUCCGAUUGACUGAAGAAGCGUCACCCCGGCUACGCGCUCGCAUGUUGGCGUUUGGAGAACUCCUGUCGACCCACCUGGGACUUGAGAUCAUGAAGCAAGCCGGACUCGACCGUGUCGUUCGCGUCGACUCCCGUCAGCUUCUUUUGAGUGACGCCGAAGCCACCACGUCAGACAUGGACCGGUACUUGGAAGCGAACGUUCAGCCGUCGGUCGAUUCGGAGGGCCGAUUAGACGACGCCAGUGGCGGCGCGACCGUGGUCCUCUCGCAAGGGUUCAUUGCUGGCGUGGUUGCCCAUACUGGCAAGUUGGAUGUCGUGGAAACGUGCGUGCUGGGUCGGGGGGGAAGCGACACGUCCGGCGCGCUCUUCGCCGCGGCGCUUCAAGCGCUUCGUUACGAAAUCUGGACCGACGUGCACGGAAUGUACACGAGCGACCCUCGGUAUGUCCCCCACGCGAGAUUGCUGCGGAAACUGGACUACCGAGAGGCGCAAGAGUUGGCCGCCAUGGGCGCCAAGGUGCUGCACCCGCGAUGCAUUGGUCCAGCGCAUUGGGCCAACGUGCCCGUGGAGAUUCGUAACACGAACGACCCGCAUGGCGAGAAAACUGUGAUCGGACACAUGGAAGACUCGGGCAGUCCAAAGAUCAUGGCGGUGGUCCGUCGUACCAACAUGACGUUGGUAACCAUCACCGCGUAUGGCAUGUGCGGCACGUCCGGGUUUCUUUCCAAAGUGUUUUUGCCGUUUGAAACACUCGGGAUAUCCGUGGAUUUGAUUGCCACGUCGCAGGUAUUAAUAGUAGUCUCUGUACACCGAGCCUGCGACACCGUUUUCGUGAUUUCGUGUAUGUGGUUGUAGUUUUCCGUGAGCGCGACGUUGGACCAUAUUCCCGGCGGCGUCGAAGGCACGUCGUUUGCGCUUUUGCUUAUCGCACUCGAACGUCUGGGGUCCGUGGCCGUCGUGUCGUCCUGCGCGACCGUGUCCAUCGUCGGCCGGCACUUGCGCACGUCCCUCGGCGAGCUCGGCCACUUGUUUGAGCUGCUCGAAGGCACCGAGGUGCUGCUUUUGAGCGAAUCGGCCGAAGAUCUAAACCUGUCGUUCGUCGUGCGGGACUCGGACGCCGACGGACUCGUCCAGCGCAUGCACGCGGCGCUGUUUCCGCCGCCCGAGAACGCCUUCAGCUCGCCCAUGCGGCGAUCCAUUUCCAGAGACGACUUGCUCGGGUCAUCCUGGGCCGAACUUCGCGCACCGUCGACCCCCAUGACCAACCUGCUCUUGUAGGCUCGAUAGAAUCGUUUCAACAUAGACAACUUAGAACGAUGAUGCAUGGUUGUCGUGGUUUGUUUUCUCCAUCUGUCCAGGCCAGGGUCUGACAUCGCAGUAGACGUGACCGACACACAAGAAGUGGUUCCAAGCCUGCGUGGCCAAUAUAGUUAGUA
Molecule: messenger RNA, 1837 nt
Organism: Aphanomyces astaci
Lineage: Eukaryota; Oomycota; Saprolegniomycetes; Saprolegniales; Verrucalvaceae
Exons: 6
Coding region: 18-1256 (412 amino acids)
Molecular function (GO): aspartate kinase activity
Source: RefSeq, a predicted model, not a curated record